This is a messenger RNA of Grosmannia clavigera kw1407, 1917 nucleotides long. RefSeq names its product class 1 alpha-mannosidase. The transcript is spliced from 3 exons. Gene Ontology annotation, cellular component: Golgi membrane; endoplasmic reticulum. NCBI's taxonomy places the organism in Eukaryota, Fungi, Ascomycota, Sordariomycetes, Ophiostomatales, Ophiostomataceae. Gene Ontology annotation, molecular function: calcium ion binding; mannosyl-oligosaccharide 1,2-alpha-mannosidase activity. The record is from RefSeq and is a predicted model, not a curated record. Gene Ontology annotation, biological process: N-glycan processing; carbohydrate metabolic process. Bases 1 to 1917 code for a protein of 638 amino acids.
AUGAUGAGCCCACCGCGCCGAUGGCGCUCCCUGCUGGUGGUUGCAGGUCUCAUGGUGUGCACGGUAUUGCUGGCGACGCGGAACAGGACCGAACUGAUUGACCGGUACCACGACAUCUCGCCGAUGCAACCACUGCCUGUAGCGGACGCACCGAGCGCCAAGGUGCCAGCUCCACCGCCACUGGAGGACGCGGCCGAACGGGCAAAGAUGCGACUGGCCAAGCUGCCAGACCGCUACCCAGUGACAUCGUUGAAGCUGAUACCGAAGGAGCGGCGCGAGGGGGCGGUGCCGCCGAUGCAGAAGCAACCGGCACCCAAGGAGAGCGAGGAGGCGCGAGAAGUGCGGCUGGGCCGUCUGGCCGCGGUGAAGGAGGUAUUUGAGCGCAGCUGGAAGGGAUACAAGGACGUGGCGUGGCUGGCAGACGAGGGCUGGGGGGGCGGGACAAUGGUGGACGCACUGGACUCGCUCUGGAUGAUGGGAAUGCACGACGAGUUCCGGAUGGCAGUGCGGGCGUGCGCGGACAUUGACUUCAGCCGGACGGAGGCGGACGUGAUCAACCUGUUUGAAGUGACGAUCCGGUACCUCGGCGGUUUUCUGGGGGCGUACGAGAUUAGCGGCAAGACGGAGCCAGUGCUGCUGCGCAAGGCGGUGGAGGUGGGGGAGAUCUUGCUGGGGGCGUUUGACACGCCGAACCGGAUGCCGCUGGCCAAGUGGGACUGGCGAGCGUACGUGCGCGGUGGCAUGCAGACAGAGGCGGCACGGGCGAUGCCGGCGGCCGAGCUGGGCUCACUGUCGCUCGAGUUCACCAAGCUGACGCAGCUGACGGGCGACGAGAGGUUCUACGACGCGACGGCGCGCGUGUCGGACGUGCUGGACCACCACCAGCUGCGCACGCGGUUGCCAGGCAUGUGGCCGGUGCUGGUGGAUGCUGCCGUGCCGGCUUUUGACGGCGACGACACCUUUUCGCUCGGCGGCAAGUCCGAUUCGCUCUACGAAUACCUGCCGAAGCAGUGGCUCCUUCUCGGUGGCGUGCUCGACCAGCCGCGUCACAUGUACAGCCGCUUUCUGCCCGUGGCCAAGAAGCACCUCUUCCGCCGCGUGCUCAACGAGCACAACUGGCCGCUCGUCUUCUCGGGCGAUGCCCGCGUCGUCGAUGACCCGCAGACCGGUCGCGCCGUCGUCAACUCGCCGCGCGGUGAGCACCUGACCUGCUUUGUCGGCGGCAUGGUCGGGCUCGCCGCUCGCGCCUUUGGCGAGGCCAGCAACGACCGCGGCGACAUGGCCUUGGCCGCCCAGCUGACUGACGCCUGCGUCUGGACCUACAACGUGACCGCCACUGGCAUCGGACCGGAAAAAUUCUUUUACGCUACCUGCGGCUCUGCGAGCGAGGAUCAGGCUGGCAUGCGGUGCAGCUACACGCCGGACAAGUGGCGGGACGCUCUGGAGAAGCACUGGAAGCUGGCAAAGGACAGCUCCUCCGAUGCCAUCGACAGGCUCAUGACCAGCGGCCGCAUGGCGCCCGGCUACGUCGACAUCGACGACCCCAAGUACAUGCUGCGCCCCGAGGCGAUCGAGUCUGUCUUUGUCAUGUGGCGGCUCACCGGCGACACCGCAUGGCAGGACAAGGCCUGGCACAUGUUCCAGAGCAUUGCGCGCUACACUAGCACGGCCGGUGCUGUGUCUGCUGACGACCCGAACGGCUCUGGCGCGCACCCCGUCGCCGCUGCCGGCAUCCUCGACGUCACCCAAGCCUUUCAGCCGCCGCCGAUGGACAAGAUGGAGAGCUUCUGGAUGGGCGAGACGCUCAAGUACUUUUACCUCGUCUUUGCCGAGUGGGAUCUCGCCAGCCUCGACGAGUGGGUCUUCAACACCGAAGCGCACCCCUUCCGCCGCGCCGGCACGACUGCCCUGCCGUAG